UUGUUUUAAAGAGAGAAUCCUGUAGGAUGCUGGGAAUGGGAAACUAGCUGUUGUGGGCUCUUACUGACGGAACUUAAAGAAUAAAAAUUAAUUCCUUCUUUCCUAUCUGAAACCUCUCAGGAUUCCCUGUGACAAUAGCCACCAUCUAUUGAGUUUAUUUCAGUAACUACUGGCUUAUUUCCAUGCAUGAUUCCAUUUAAUCUUCACAAUAACAACACCAUCGUCUCUAGUGCAUAGGUGAAGAAUGAAGCUUGCCGAGCCGUGGCAUCAAGUGUUUCUUCCAUUUUCAUACAAGAUAAUACAGACCAGGGUGGGUCUUAACCGUUCCAAAACGGUCAGAGAUUUGCCUCUCCCUGCUCCGCCCCUCAAGUCCACUCUUUACCGAGGAGUGUGGCCAAGCACGGAUUGGGGGCGGGAAAAGCGGCCGGAGGCUGCCUCCCCCGGGGCAGGGUUUGAUGAAGCCCCGCCCCAAAAGUGAGCUCACAAGGGCGUGGCCUCACGCCGAUUCUCGCGUGUCUCUGGGCCCGGACUUGCCGCAGAGCCGUAAAGGGCUCUACGAGUCGUGAAGUGGCGAGGCGCGGAAGUGUUGCUUUACGACGAUUUGGACGAAAGCUGCAGGCCGGUGUUUGCUACUUGCGGCUUUCGGUCCCGCACGUGGCAGCUGUCGGUGUUCCGACCCAGAAUUCGUUCCUUUUGGCGUGGACAAGCCACACUGAAGGACAGAGUGGCAGCGAAGGCCAGAGGUCGUGAGCUGAUGGAUACUGCUGUUGAAAAUGAAGGGACAUUGGGAGGAGGUUUGCAGAGUGGAGCUGAGGGGGCGCGGCUAAAGCUCGAGUCCGGUAGGGAGAGAGUCCGGGGCACAGCAGGGACGGACGCUGGCAGUGUAGAAGCGGGGGAUGGACAGGCAGGAAUGGAGAAGACAGAGGAUAGAGAAGGAAGUGGACAAACGGCAGAGGAGAUGCGAGUGGACCUAACGGUUGUGAAACAAGAAGUUAUGGACUGGUCGGAAAUGGAAGACGGGAUGCUGGAUGGCCGGUGGGUAAAGCAGGAGGUGAAGGAUGGGCCUGAGGUGAAAGAGGAGAAACCAGGCACUUUGGAGGUGAAGCAGGAGAUGGAUAGUAGUUUUGUGGUAAAAGAAGAGAAAGUGAAGGUGAAGGAAGAGGUGAUGGACUGGCUAGAUGUGAAGGAAGAGAAGAAAGAUAACUUGGAGAUAAAAGAGGAGGUGUUUGUUGCUCAGAACAUAAAAAAGGAGGAAAUGAUGGAUGACGUUUGUGUAAAAGAAGAGAAGUAUUUCCCAAAGGAAGAAGUGAUGGAUGAUCCAAAGGUGAAAGAAGAGCCUCAGAUAAAUCCACCAGUGGGUUUCAAACGGAAACUGGCCAUGUCAAGGUGUGAAACUUGUGGUACAGAAGAAGCAAAGUACAAAUGUCCACGUUGUAUGCGAUAUUCCUGCAGUUUGCCCUGUGUAAAGAAACACAAAGCAGAACUGACCUGUAAUGGAGUCCGGGAUAAGACUGCAUAUGUUUCCAUACAACAGUUUACUGAAAUGAAUCUCCUAAGUGAUUAUCGGUUUUUGGAAGAUGUGGCAAGAACGGCAGACCACAUUUCUAGAGAUGCUUUCUUAAAAAGACCAAUAAGCAAUAAACAUAUGUACUUUAUGAAAAAUCGUGCCAGAAGACAAGGUAUUAACUUAAAGCUUCUACCCAAUGGAUUCACCAAGAGAAAAGAAAAUUCAACAUUUUUUGAUAAGAAAAAACAACAGUUUUGUUGGCAUGUGAAGCUCCAAUUUCCUCAGAGUCAAGCUGUGUACAUAGAAAAAAGGUUGAAAGCCUACAUUCGCUCUCAAACUGGGGUCCAAAUUUUAAUGAAGGUUGAAUAUAUGCAGCAAAAUUUAGUAAGGUAUUAUGAACUGGAUCCUUACAAAAGUCUCCGUGACAAUUUGAGGAACAAAGUGAUCAUUGAGUAUCCAACAUUACAUGUGGUAUUAAAGGAAUCCAGUCAUGACAUGGAAGUUCUUCACCAAGUGAAAAGUGAAUCUCCCAAGAACAUUGGCAAUGAAAAUUGAGCACUUCUUCUGGAGGAAGAAGGCGAAAAUUCCCAGACAGUUGCAGAGGACUGACUAUGCAUUGACUAGCUGUUGGAUGACUGGGAUGUUGUCAGUGGGUGGUUGAAAUUUUUUGUUUCUCUGAGUAAUUAAACAAUCUAAAAGUUUCUUUGAAAAGGUGUAUUUCCUAGCCUCUUGGAUUGACUUGUAAGGCCCUUAUUCCUAGUAAUAAUCCCUUUUUUGCACCUGACCAGCAUAGUGCUUAUUUCAGUUAGGCCCAGGGUUUUAAUACGCUUAAUUCCAAGGCUGAAAACUUUUUUUGUUUAGUUUGAUGCAAGCCCAAACCCAAGAAUCACCUGUGUCAGCCACAAAGUUGGCAGUUUCAUUGGUAGAACCUCACUAAACAUAAAGGCUGUGUGACACACCAUUUAGCCACAGGAGGACUGACCCAUCGUUGCCCAUUCUUGUCUUUGGGGUUUGUUGGUAACUCACCCUCUUGAGAUGACUGAGUGGGUCUUUUUUACUUGGGUAGCAUCUAGCUCAGUGUCACAUGUAAAGGAUAAAUAAAUACUAUUAACUAUUACUUCUUAUAUUCAGUUCACAAAAUCAAUGGCCUCUCAUUGUUUGAACCAUCAGUGCUCACAAAUUCGGCUCUCCUUGUUUGCACAGUGAGCUGUGUCUUAUUAUGAAUUCUGUGCCUUUCAUCCCGUUCCCAUUCCACGCUCCUCAUUACCAUACAGGGGUGUUGUGAUGAGCAGAAACAUCCAGCAAUAACUAAAGAAAGAAACACUUGGAACUCUUCAAAGUGUUACUGGAAUGUAUAUGUGCAUUUAUGUACGUACAUGGCUUAAUUUAUACCUUAUGGCAGCUCUGUAUACAUUAUGAUCUCACAUAUUGAAAUUAAAGUUUCCUAGUUUUAUUGGAAUUUACACAGUUAUGAAAUUGCAAUAUGUCUAUAAAAGAGUAAAAGAUUAUUACAUCUGUGUUGCA
Callorhinus ursinus (northern fur seal) is the source of this 3031-nucleotide messenger RNA. The record is from RefSeq and is a predicted model, not a curated record. NCBI's taxonomy places the organism in Eukaryota, Metazoa, Chordata, Mammalia, Carnivora, Otariidae.